This is a messenger RNA of Heteronotia binoei (common prickly gecko), 16303 nucleotides long. It is a transcript of the gene RYR2, whose product is annotated as ryanodine receptor 2. Lineage: Eukaryota; Metazoa; Chordata; Lepidosauria; Squamata; Gekkonidae. Gene Ontology annotation, molecular function: ryanodine-sensitive calcium-release channel activity; protein binding; calcium ion binding. Gene Ontology annotation, biological process: calcium ion transmembrane transport; intracellular calcium ion homeostasis. The coding region runs from base 249 to 15113 and encodes 4954 amino acids. The transcript has 104 exons. Gene Ontology annotation, cellular component: sarcolemma; sarcoplasmic reticulum membrane; Z disc. The record is from RefSeq and is a predicted model, not a curated record.
ACCGGGCUGCCAAUCUGCUGCAGAGAGGGAGCGACACGGUCGCCCAGAACAGAGCUGAGGCGGCUGGCUUCGGGUCGCUCGCACUUUCUUCCCUUCCCUAGCGCUCCAGCUCGGCGUGGGUGCAUCUCGCUCAGCUGCAACCGCCUCCUCUGCUGUCCCCGCGGGGGUGCUUCCUUCUCCUCCUACUGCCGCACCGCCGGCCAACCCGGGCAGCAGAGGCAGCAGAGCCCGGGAAGCAAGAGAGAGCCAUGGCCGAAGUGGGCGAAGGCGAGGACGAGAUACAGUUCCUACGAACUGAUGAUGAAGUGGUUCUGCAGUGCACUGCUACUGUUCAGAAAGAACAACAGAAAUUGUGCCUUGCUGCAGAAGGGUUUGGCAACAGGCUCUGCUUCUUGGAAUCCACGUCAAAUUCUAAGAAUGUUCCACCGGAUCUCUCCAUCUGCACUUUUGUACUGGAACAGUCUUUGUCAGUGCGGGCUCUCCAGGAAAUGCUGGCUAACACAGAGGAGAAAGCAGAAGGGCUAGUUGAUGUGGAAAAAUGGAAGUUUAUGAUGAAGACUGCUCAAGGUGGUGGUCAUCGAACGCUCCUCUAUGGACAUGCAAUAUUGCUGCGCCAUUCUUACAGUGGAAUGUAUCUGUGUUGCCUCUCCACAUCACGGACAUCAAUGGAUAAAUUAGCAUUUGAUGUGGGCUUGCAGGAAGAUACUACUGGUGAGGCCUGUUGGUGGACUAUACACCCAGCUUCCAAACAGCGUUCAGAAGGAGAAAAAGUGCGUGUUGGGGAUGAUCUUAUCUUAGUCAGUAUCUCUUCUGAAAGGUAUUUGCAUUUAUCUUAUGGCAAUGACAGCUUGCGUGUUGAUGCAGCCUUCCAACAAACACUUUGGAGUGUAGCACCUAUCAGCUCAGGAAGUGAAGUAGCUCAAGGUUAUCUGAUAGGUGGUGAUGUGCUGAGGUUAUUACAUGGCCACAUGGAUGAAUGCCUGACCGUCCCUUCAGGAGAACAUGGAGAAGAGCAGAGAAGAACUGUGCAUUAUGAAGGUGGUCCUGUGUCAAUUCAUGCACGCUCUCUUUGGAGACUGGAGACACUGAGGGUUGCGUGGAGUGGAAGUCACAUUCGAUGGGGGCAGCCAUUCAGACUAAGGCAUAUAACCACAGGGAAAUAUUUAAGCCUCAUGGAUGACAAGAGUCUUCUUCUAACAGACAAAGAGAAAGCUGAUGUGAAAUCUACAGCUUUUUGCUUUCGGUCUUCCAAGGAAAAGUUGGAUGUGGCGAUAAGAAAAGAAGUAGAUGGAAUGGGAGCACCUGAAAUAAAAUAUGGGGAUUCAGUCUGUUUCAUACAGCAUGCUGACACGGGUUUGUGGCUUACAUACCAAUCAGUGGAUGCAAAGUCUGCGAGAAUGGGAUCUGUACAACGUAAAGCUAUCAUGCACCAUGAAGGCCAUAUGGACGAUGGUCUAACAUUGUCCAGAUCUCAGCAUGAAGAGUCACGUACAGCACGAGUAAUUCGUAGUACAGUCUUCCUUUUCAAUAGGUUCAUAAGGGGCCUUGAUGCUCUCAGCAAGAAAGCAAAGUCUUCCAUUGUUGACUUACCCAUUGAGUCAGUCAGCCUUAGCCUCCAGGAUUUGAUUGGUUACUUCCAUCCACCUGAUGAACAUUUAGAACAUGAAGAGAAGCAGAAUCGACUAAGAGCACUGAAGAAUCGGCAGAAUCUCUUCCAGGAAGAGGGUAUGAUCAGCUUGGUGCUUGAAUGUAUUGAUCGCUUACAUGUUUAUAGCAGUGCAGCCCACUUUGCUGAUGUUGCUGGGAAGGAGGCAGGAGAGACUUGGAAGUCGAUUCUAAACUCAUUAUAUGAAUUAUUAGCGGCUUUGAUUAGGGGGAAUCGUAAAAACUGUGCCCAGUUUUCUGGAUCUUUGGAUUGGUUGAUCAGCAGACUGGAGAGACUAGAAGCAUCUUCUGGAAUUCUUGAAGUUUUGCACUGUGUGUUGGUGGAAAGCCCAGAAGCACUAAAUAUUAUUAAGGAAGGACAUAUUAAAUCAAUUAUAAGUCUUUUGGACAAACAUGGACGAAACCAUAAGGUUUUAGAUGUAUUGUGUUCCCUCUGUGUGUGUCAUGGAGUAGCAGUACGGUCUAAUCAGCAUUUGAUAUGUGAUAAUCUUUUACCUGGAAGAGAUCUUCUUUUACAAACACGUCUUGUCAACCAUGUGAGCAGCAUGAGACCAAAUAUUUUUCUUGGAAUCAGUGAAGGCUCUGCUCAGUACAGGAAAUGGUAUUAUGAGCUAAUGGUAGACCAUGUGGAACCAUUUACAACAGCAGAAGCUACUCACAUCCGUGUGGGCUGGGCUUCAACAGAGGGUUAUUCCCCAUACCCUGUGGGAGGAGAAGAAUGGGGAGGUAAUGGUGUUGGUGAUGACCUAUACUCUUACAGUUUUGAUGGACUUCAUCUGUGGUCAGGUUGUGUAGCAAGAUGUGUCAAUUCUCCUUACCAGCAUCUGCUAAGGACUGAUGAUGUUAUCAGCUGUUGCCUUGACCUGAGUGCUCCAAGCAUUUCAUUCCGGAUAAAUGGGCAGCCAGUUCAAGGGAUGUUUGAGAAUUUCAACACAGAUGGCCUUUUCUUUCCAGUUGUCAGCUUCUCUGCAGGGAUAAAGGUACGUUUUUUGCUUGGAGGCCGCCAUGGGGAAUUUAAAUUCCUUCCACCUCCAGGGUAUGCACCUUGUUUUGAAGCAAUUCUGCCAAAGGAGAAGUUGAAAGUGGAACAUAGCCGAGAAUACAAACAAGACCGUGGCUACACGAGAGACUUGUUGGGUCCAAAUAUCUCUUUGUCACAAGCAGCUUUCACUCCAGUACCUGUAGAUACCAGUCAGAUUGUGUUGCCUCCACAUCUGGAAAGAAUUAGAGAAAAACUAGCUGAGAAUAUCCAUGAAAUUUGGGUCAUGAAUAAAAUUGAACUUGGCUGGCAGUAUGGUCCGGUUAGAGAUGACAACAAGCGGCAGCAUCCAUGUUUGGUAGAGUUUGCAAAACUGCCAGAACAAGAGCGGAAUUAUAAUCUCCAAAUGUCAUUAGAAACACUGAAAACCUUGUUGGCAUUAGGUUGUCAUGUUGGAAUUGCAGAUGAGCAUGCUGAAGAAAGAGUAAAGAAGCUGAAACUUCCAAAGAAUUACCUAUUGUCUAGUGGAUAUAAACCUGCUCCCAUGGAUUUGAGUUGUAUAAAGCUGACACCCUCUCAGGAAGCCAUGGUUGAUAAGCUGGCAGAAAAUGCUCACAAUGUAUGGGCAAGAGAUCGUAUCAGACAGGGUUGGACUUACGGAAUCCAGCAGGAUGUGAAAAACCGCCGAAACCCUCGCCUUGUCCCCUAUGCACUUCUAGAUGAUCGCACUAAGAAAUCAAACAAAGAUAGUCUCCGAGAGGCAGUUCGUACACUCAUUGGCUAUGGUUAUAACCUUGAGGCUCCUGAUCAAGAUCAUGCCACAAGGCCAGAUGUAUUCUGUGGUAUGAUGGAAAAGUUCCGAAUCUUUCGUACAGAGAAGACAUAUGCAGUGAAAACUGGGAAAUGGUACUUGGAGUUUGAAGCAGUGACUUCAGGAGACAUGAGAGUAGGCUGGGCCAGGCCAGGUUGCCAACCAGACCAAGAACUUGGGUCUGAUGAGCAAGCAUUUGUCUUUGAUGGAUUCAAGGCACAACGCUGGCACCAGGGAAAUGAGCAUUUUGGUCGUUCUUGGCUGGCAGGAGACAUCGUUGGUUGUCUGGUUGACAUGAAUGAGCAUACUAUGAUGUUCACCUUGAAUGGUGAAAUCCUUCUUGAUGAUUCUGGUUCAGAGCUUGCAUUCAAGGACUUUGAGGUUGGUGAUGGCUUUACACCUGCAUGCAGUCUGGGCUUGUCACAAGUGGGCAGAAUGAAUUUUGGCAAAGAUGUCAGCACUCUGAAAUAUUUCACUAUUUGUGGAUUACAAGAAGGCUAUGAACCCUUUGCAGUCAAUACUAACAGGGACAUCACCAUGUGGCUGAGCAAGAGACUACCUCAGUUUCUUCCAGUACCACCAAAUCAUGAACAUAUUGAGGUUACAAGAAUAGAUGGCACAGCAGACAGCUCUCCGUGCUUGAAGGUCACACAGAAGUCAUUUGGAUCUCAAAAUAGUAAAACAGACAUCAUGUUCUAUCGUCUCAGUAUGCCUAUUGAAUGUGCAGAGAUAUUCUCUAAAAUGUCUGGAGGAGGGUUGCCAAGUUCUAGUCUUUUUGGUCCAAAGAAUGACUUGGAUGAAUUUGAUGCUGAUUCUGACUUUGAAGUCCUAAUGAAAACUGCUCAUGGCCAUCUGGUACCUGAUCGUACAGAAAAAGAAGCUAUAAAACCAGAGUUUAAUAACCAUAAAGACUAUACACAAGAAAAACCUUCACGUCUCAAGCAAAGAUUUAUGCUGAGAAGGACAAAGCCUGACUACAGCACAAGCCAUUCUGCAAGGCUCACCGAAGAUGUCCUAGCAGAUGAAAGAGAUGACUAUGAUUUCUUAAUGCAAACAUCUACAUACUAUUAUUCUGUACGUAUUUUUCCGGGUCAAGAACCUGCUAAUGUCUGGGUAGGCUGGAUUACAUCUGAUUUCCAUCAGUACGACACGAAUUUUGAUUUGGACAGAGUCCGCACUGUUACAGUAACCUUAGGAGAUGAAAAAGGGAAAGUUCAUGAGAGUAUCAAAAGAAGCAACUGCUAUAUGGUGUGUGCAGGAGAGAGCAUGAGUCCAGGCCAAGGACGGAAUAACAAUGGAUUAGAGAUUGGUUGUUUGGUUGAUGCUGCGACUGGUCUCCUCUCUUUCAUGGCUAAUGGCAAAGAGUUAAGCACAUAUUAUCAGGUUGAACCAAGCACCAAAUUAUUUCCUGCAGUAUUUGCACAAGCUACAAGCCCCAAUGUUUUCCAGUUUGAGCUUGGAAGAAUAAAGAAUGUAAUGCCACUAUCAGCUGGGUUGUUCAAGAGCGAGCACAAAAACCCAGUCCCCCAGUGUCCUCCCCGUCUCCAUGUUCAGUUUCUGACACCUGUACUUUGGAGCAGAGUACCAAACCAUUUUCUGAAGGUGGAUGUAUCACGAAUCAGUGAGCGUCAAGGCUGGUCAAUACAAUGUCUGGAGCCUUUACAGUUCAUGUCCCUCCAUAUCCCAGAGGAAAACAGGUCGAUAGAUAUUUUAGAGCUGACGGAACAAGAAGAGUUGUUAAAAUUUCACUAUCACACUCUCCGAUUGUACUCAGCUGUUUGUGCUCUCGGAAAUAAUCGAGUUGCACAUGCAAUGUGCAGUCAUGUUGAUGAGUCUCAACUUCUGUAUGCAAUUGAGAACAAAUAUAUUCCAGGCUUGUUGCGUGCAGGAUAUUAUGACCUUCUGAUUGACAUUCACCUUAACACCUAUGCCACUGCAAGGCUGAUGAUGAACAAUGAAUUUAUUGUUCCAAUGACAGAUGAGACAAAAAGCAUUACUCUUUUUCCAGAUGAAAAUAAAAAGCAUGGCCUCCCUGGAAUUGGGCUCAGCACCUCCCUGCGACCCAGAAUGCAAUAUUCUUCUCCCAGUUUUGUAAGAAUUAACAAUGAAUGCUACCAGUAUAGUCCUGAAUUUCCUCUGGAAAUUUUGAAGGCUAAAACCAUAGAGAUGCUGACAGAGGCUGUUCAGGAAGGCAGUCUCCAUGUCAGAGAUCCUGUAGGUGGAACUACAGAAUUUUUAUUUGUUCCUUUAAUCAAGCUUUUUUAUACCCUGCUUAUCAUGGGAGUAUUCCAAAAUGGAGAUCUGAAACAUAUAUUACAACUAAUAGAACCUAGUGUUUUUAAGGAAGACACUGGCCAUGAGGAUGGGAUACAAGUACCAGAGAAAGGAUUUGUUACAGAAGGGCUAAAUUUGGAAGGAGGACAGGAAGAAAACAAAGAGAAGGUCCCAAAGGAAGGACUUCUUCAAAUGAAGCUUCCUGAGCCUGUGAAAUUGCAGAUGUGUCAUUUACUUCAGUACCUUUGUGAUUGCCAGAUACGCCACCGAAUAGAAGCCAUUGUAGCAUUUUCAGAUGACUUUGUAGCAAAACUUCAAGAGAAUCAGCGUUUCCGAUAUAAUGAAGUUAUGCAAGCAUUAAACAUGUCUGCUGCAUUGACAGCCAAGAAGACAAAAGAGUUUCGGUCCCCACCACAGGAACAGAUAAAUAUGCUGCUGAAUUUUAAGGAUGAUAAAAAUGACUGUCCUUGUCCUGAAGAAAUUAGGGAUCAACUCUUGGAUUUUCAUGAAGACCUGAUGGCUCAUUGUGGAAUUCAACUAGGUGAAGAUGGAAGUUUAGAUGCAAAUAGUGACUUAACUAUUAAAGGUCGCCUCCUAUAUCUUGUUGAAAGGGUUACACAUCUGAAAAAGAAACAAGCAGAAAAGCCACUUGAUGAUGAUGCUAAGAAACCAUCAACUCUCCAGCAACUCAUUUCAGAGACAAUGGUACGCUGGGCCCAAGAAUCAGUAAUAGAGGAUCCAGAAUUGGUGAGGGGCAUGUUUGUUCUGCUGCACCGCCAGUAUGAUGGAGUUGGUGGUCUGGUUCGAGCUUUGCCAAAAACAUAUACUAUAAAUGGUGUAUCUGUCGAAGAUACAAUCAGCUUGCUGGCAUCUCUUGGCCAAAUCCGUUCUCUCCUCAGUGUCAGAAUGGGCAAGGAAGAAGAGAAACUUAUGAUUCGUGGAUUAGGGGACAUCAUGAACAAUAAAGUUUUUUACCAACAUCCUAACCUUAUGAGGGCAUUGGGGAUGCAUGAGACUGUUAUGGAAGUUAUGGUGAAUGUACUUGGAGGGGGCGAGUCAAAGGAAAUCACCUUUCCUAAGAUGGUGGCAAAUUGCUGUCGUUUUCUGUGUUAUUUUUGCCGCAUCAGCAGACAGAACCAAAAGGCUAUGUUUGAUCAUCUUAGCUAUCUUUUGGAAAAUAGCAGUGUUGGCCUUGCAUCCCCUUCUAUGCGUGGAUCAACACCUUUAGAUGUGGCAGCAGCAUCUGUAAUGGAUAAUAAUGAACUUGCUUUAGCUUUAAGGGAGCCUGAUCUUGAGAAGGUAGUCCGGUACUUGGCUGGAUGUGGUUUGCAAAGCUGCCCUUUGCUGAUUUCAAAAGGAUACCCAGAUAUUGGAUGGAAUCCAGUAGAAGGAGAACGAUACUUGGAUUUUCUUCGUUUUGCUGUGUUUUGCAAUGGAGAAAGUGUUGAAGAGAAUGCUAAUGUGGUGGUCAGACUACUUAUUCGACGUCCUGAGUGUUUUGGGCCAGCACUGAGAGGAGAAGGUGGGAAUGGCCUGCUUGCUGCCAUGGAAGAAGCCAUACACAUAUCAGAAGAUCCUACAAGAGAUGGACCGUCAUCAAGUAAUGGAACCAGUAGAACAUUAAGUGAAGUGGAAGAAGAGGAUGACACAAUUCACACGGGAAAUGCCAUCAUGACUUUUUAUGCUGCUUUGAUUGAUCUCUUAGGACGCUGUGCUCCAGAAAUGCAUCUAAUCCAUGCUGGCAAAGGUGAAGCUAUUAGAAUCAGAUCUAUUCUACGGUCUUUGAUUCCCUUAGAAGAUUUGGUGGGUGUAAUUAGCAUUCCUUUCCACAUGCCAACAAUAGCAAAAGAUGGUACUGUGGUGGAACCUGAUAUGUCAGAGGGGUUUUGCCCAGACCACAAGGCAGCCAUGGUAUUGUUCCUUGAUAGGGUCUAUGGAAUUGAAAAUCAGGAUUUUCUUCUACAUCUUCUAGAAGUUGGCUUUCUGCCAGAUCUUCGUGCAGCUGCUUCAUUAGAUACGGUUGCUCUGAGUGCCACAGAUAUGGCCUUGGCCCUCAAUCGGUACCUCUGUACUGCUGUUUUGCCUUUGCUGACUAGAUGUGCUCCUCUUUUUGCUGGCACCGAACAUCAUGCUUCCCUUAUAGAUUCCUUGUUGCAUACUGUAUACCGACUCUCCAAGGGCUGCUCUCUUACCAAAGCUCAGCGGGACUCUAUUGAAGAGUGCCUACUCUCCAUUUGUGGUCAACUCCGGCCUUCAAUGAUGCAACAUUUGUUGAGAAGAUUAGUAUUUGAUAUUCCACUAUUAAAUGAACAUGUAAAGAUGCCUCUCAAGCUGCUGACAAAUCAUUAUGAAAGAUGCUGGAAGUAUUAUUGCUUACCAGGAGGAUGGGGCAACUUUGGUGCUGCUUCAGAAGAGGAACUUCAUCUGUCCAGAAAAUUGUUCUGGGGUAUAUUUGAUGCCUUGUCUCAAAAGAAAUAUGAACAAGAACUAUUCAAACUAGCUUUGCCCUGCCUGAGUGCAGUGGCUGGUGCUUUGCCUCCUGAUUAUAUGGAAUCAAAUUAUGUUGGUGUAAUGGAAAAACAGGCUUCCAUGGAUUCAGAUGGGAACUUUAACCCACAACCUGUUGAAACUUCUAACAUCACAAUUCCUGAAAAACUGGAUUACUUUAUUAACAAAUAUGCAGAACAUUCCCAUGAUAAAUGGUGUAUGGAAAAGUUUGCAAAUGGGUGGAUGUAUGGUGAAACAUACUCAGAGUCUUCCAAAGUGCAGCCAUUAAUGAAGCAGUAUAAACUCUUAUCAGAAAAGGAAAAAGAAAUUUAUAGAUGGCCAAUCAAAGAGUCUCUGAAAACCAUGCUUGCUUGGGGAUGGAGGAUUGAAAGAACAAGGGAAGGAGAUACUAUGGCUCUUUAUAAUAGGCCACGCCGUAUUUCACAGACAAGUCAGGUUUCUGUGGAUACUGCCCAUGGCUAUAUUCCCCGUGCAAUAGAUAUGAGUAAUGUUACCCUCUCCAGAGAGUUGCAUGCUAUGGCUGAAAUGAUGGCUGAAAACUAUCACAACAUAUGGGCAAAGAAAAAGAAAAUGGAGCUUGAAGCAAAAGUGGGAGGAGGAAACCAUCCCUUACUUGUUCCUUAUGAUACACUGACAGCUAAAGAAAAGGCCAAGGACAGAGAGAAAGCACAGGAUAUUCUUAAAUUUCUACAAAUCAAUGGAUAUGUUGUCUCCAGAGGUCUAAAAGAUCUAGAAUUAGACACACCUUCCAUUGAGAAAAGAUUUGCUUACAGUUUUCUUCAGCAGCUGAUAAGAUAUGUAGAUGAAGCCCAUCAAUAUAUUCUGGAGUUUGAUGGUGGCAGCAGAGGCAAAGGAGAACAGUUUCCUUAUGAGCAAGAAAUUAAGUUCUUUGCUAAAGUUGUACUCCCUUUAAUUGAUCAGUAUUUCAAAAAUCAUCGCCUGUAUUUCCUAUCUGCAGCAAGCCGGCCUCUCAGCAGUGGGGGGCAUGCCUCUAACAAGGAGAAAGAAAUGGUAACAAGCCUGUUCUGCAAACUUGGAGUUCUUGUCAGGCAUAGGAUUUCACUGUUUGGAAAUGAUGCAACUUCAAUAGUCAACUGUCUUCAUAUUCUGGGCCAGACCCUGGAUGCAAGAACAGUGAUGAAGACAGGUCUGGAGAGUGUUAAGAUGGCUCUGAGGACAUUUUUGGAUAAUGCUGCAGAAGAUCUGGAGAAGACAAUGGAGAACCUUAAGCAAGGGCAAUUUACACACACCAGGAGUCAGCCAAAAGGAGUGACACAAAUAAUCAAUUAUACCACUGUGGCUCUUCUGCCAGUGCUAUCUUCUUUAUUUGAACACAUUGGACAGCAUCAAUUUGGAGAAGACCUGAUAUUGGAAGAUGUUCAAGUCUCUUGUUAUAGGAUACUGGCCAGUUUAUAUGCUCUGGGAACCAGCAAGAGUAUCUACGUGGAGCGGCAGCGCUCAGCUUUAGGUGAAUGUUUAGCUGCUUUUGCUGGUGCCUUUCCUGUGGCGUUUUUGGAAACUCAUCUGAACAAACAUAACACUUAUUCUAUUUACAACACCAAGUCUGCAAAAGACAGAGCAGGCCUCAAUUUACCAAACAGUGUAGAAGAGCUUUGCUCAAACAUUCCUUCUCUGGAGAAACUGAUGGAAGAAAUAGUGGAAUUAGCUGAAUCUGGCAUCCGCUAUACCCAAAUGCCUCAUGUAAUGGAAGUAGUUUUGCCCAUGCUGUGUAGCUACAUGUCACAUUGGUGGGAACAUGGGCCAGAAAACAACCUUGACAAGAGUGAAAUGUGCUGCACAGCUUUGACUUCAGAGCAUAUGAAUACCCUUCUGGGAAAUAUAUUGAAAAUCAUACAUAAUAACCUUGGCAUUGAUGAAGGAGCCUGGAUGAAGAGAUUAGCAGUGUUUUCCCAGCCUAUCAUCAGCAAAGUAAAGCCCCAGCUGUUGAAAACCCAUUUUCUGCCACUGAUGGAGAAACUGAAGAAAAAAGCAGCAAUGGUUAUAUCUGAUGAGGAACACUUAAGAGCAGAAGGUAGAGGAGACAUGUCUGAGGCAGAACUCUUAAUCCUAGAUGAGUUCACUACUCUAGCAAGGGAUCUUUAUGCCUUCUACCCAUUGCUGAUAAGAUUUGUGGAUUACAACAGAGCAAAGUGGCUAAAAGAACCCAACCCUGAGGCUGAAGAUUUGUUUCGUAUGGUUGCUGAAGUAUUCAUUUACUGGUCAAAAUCCCAUAAUUUUAAAAGGGAAGAACAGAACUUUGUUGUGCAGAAUGAAAUUAACAACAUGUCUUUCCUUAUUACUGACACAAAGUCCAAGAUGUCCAAGGCAGCUGUUUCUGAUCAGGAAAGGAAAAAAAUGAAGCGGAAAGGUGACCGCUACUCAACACAGACCUCUCUUAUUGUGGCAGCAUUGAAAAGACUGUUACCUGUGGGGCUAAAUAUUUGUGCACCUGGUGACCAAGAAUUAAUUUCACUGGCAAAAAACAGAUUAAGUAUGAAAGACACAGAGGAUGAAGUUCGAGAUAUUAUUCGCAAUAACCUUCAUUUACAGGGCAAGCUGGAAGAUCCCGCCAUUAGGUGGCAGAUGGCUCUUUACAAAGAUUUACCGAACAGGACUGAUGUUACUUCAGAUCCAGAGAAAACAGUGGAAAGGGUUCUGGAUAUAGCCAAUGUACUUUUUCAUCUGGAGCAGGUUGAGCAUCCUCAGAGGUCAAAGAAAGCAGUAUGGCAUAAACUUCUGUCCAAACAGAGAAAACGAGCUGUAGUAGCUUGCUUCAGAAUGGCACCUCUGUAUAAUCUUCCACGGCAUCGGGCUGUCAAUCUUUUUCUUCAAGGAUAUGAAAAGUCCUGGGUUGAAACAGAAGACCACUACUUUGAAGAUACAUUGAUAGAAGAUUUAGCAAAGCCUGGAGAAGAGCUACCAGAUGAAGAUGAAUGCAUUAGAAGAGUUGAUCCAUUGCAUCAACUUAUUUUACUAUUCAGUCGAACAGCGUUAACUGAAAAGUGUAAGUUGGAGGAAGAUUAUCUUUAUAUGGCGUAUGCUGAUAUUAUGGCUAAGAGCUGUCAUGAUGAAGAAGAUGAUGAGGGUGAAGAGGAGGUGAAAAGUUUUGAAGAAAAAGAAAUGGAAAAGCAAAAGCUCCUGUACCAGCAAGCAAGACUACAUGAUCGAGGAGCUGCUGAGAUGGUCCUUCAGACAAUAAGUGCUAGCAAAGGAGAGAUGGGGCCAAUGGUUGCAGCAACCUUAAAACUUGGGAUUGCCAUCUUGAAUGGUGGAAAUUCUACUGUUCAGCAGAAAAUGCUUGACUACCUCAAAGACAAAAAGGAUGUAGGCUUCUUUCAGAGUCUUGCUGGUCUUAUGCAGUCUUGUAGUGUUCUUGAUCUAAAUGCUUUUGAACGCCAGAACAAAGCAGAAGGUCUUGGCAUGGUGACAGAAGAAGGAUCAGGAGAGAAGGUGAUGCAGGAUGAUGAAUUUACUUGUGACCUCUUCCGUUUCCUGCAAUUACUCUGUGAAGGACACAAUUCAGAUUUUCAGAAUUACUUGAGGACUCAGACUGGAAACAAUACAACUGUCAAUAUUAUAAUAUCUACUGUGGAUUAUUUAUUGAGAGUUCAGGAAUCAAUUAGUGAUUUCUAUUGGUAUUAUUCUGGAAAGGAUGUUAUUGAUGAACAAGGACAAAGAAAUUUCUCUAAAGCAAUUCAGGUUGCAAAGCAAGUGUUCAAUACUCUCACAGAAUACAUUCAGGGACCUUGUACAGGUAACCAACAGAGUCUGGCACAUAGCAGAUUAUGGGAUGCAGUGGUUGGUUUCCUUCAUGUGUUUGCCCAUAUGCAAAUGAAGUUGUCUCAGGAUUCCAGUCAAAUUGAGUUACUAAAAGAGCUGAUGGAUCUUCAGAAGGAUAUGGUGGUCAUGUUGCUAUCUAUGUUAGAAGGCAAUGUUGUGAAUGGAACAAUUGGCAAACAGAUGGUUGACAUGCUAGUGGAAUCUUCCAACAAUGUAGAAAUGAUUUUAAAAUUCUUUGAUAUGUUCCUAAAACUGAAGGAUUUGACUUCCUCCGAUGCAUUCAAAGAAUAUGAUCCUGAUGGCAAGGGUGUCAUUUCAAAAAGAGAUUUCCAUAAAGCAAUGGAAAGCCAUAAACACUAUACUCAAUCUGAAACAGAGUUUCUGCUCUCCUGUGCUGAGACUGAUGAGAAUGAGACAUUAGACUAUGAGGAAUUUGUGAAACGGUUUCAUGAGCCUGCCAAAGAUAUUGGCUUCAAUGUUGCUGUUCUGCUGACCAACUUAUCAGAGCACAUGCCUCAUGAUACCCGUUUGCAGACUUUUCUUGAACUAGCAGACAGUGUUUUGAACUACUUUCAGCCCUUCUUAGGGCGCAUAGAAAUAAUGGGUAGUGCAAAGCGCAUUGAACGAGUAUAUUUCGAGAUAAGUGAAUCAAGCCGGACACAGUGGGAGAAACCUCAAGUUAAAGAGUCAAAGAGACAGUUUAUCUUUGAUGUUGUAAAUGAAGGAGGGGAGAAGGAAAAAAUGGAACUUUUUGUUAAUUUCUGUGAGGACACCAUUUUUGAAAUGCAGUUGGCUGCUCAGAUCUCAGAAUCAGAUCUGAAUGAGAGGUCUGCAAAUAAAGAAGAAAAUGAGAAUGAGAAGCAUGAGGAGCAGGACCCUCGAAUGGGCUUCUUCUCUCUUUUGACUGUCAAAUCAGCAUUAGUAGCUCUCAGGUAUAACAUAAUGUUGCUCAUGAAAAUGUUAAGCAUGAAAAGCAUAAAGAAACAGAUGAAGAAAAUGAAGAAAAUGACCAUGAAAGAUAUGAUAAUGGCUUUUUUCUCCUCCUACUGGGGCAUUUUAAUGGGCUUAACACAUUUUAUAUCCAGUGUUUUUCGAGGUUUCUUUCAAAUCAUGUACAGUUUGCUGCUUGGAGGAAGCCUAGUAGAAGGGGCUAAAAAAAUUAAGGUGGCUGAACUUUUAGCGAAUAUGCCAGACCCAACUCAGGAUGAGGUACGUGGUGAAGGGGAAGAAGUAGAAAGGAAGCCAACAGAAGCUGCCUUGCCAGCAGAAGAUCUAGCUGAUCUGAAAGCUUUGUCAGAAGAUGGUGACCUACUGUCAGACAUAUUUGGUUUGGAUUUGAAACGAGAAGGAGGACAGUAUAAACUAAUUCCACAUAAUCCAAAUGCUGGCCUGAGUGAUUUACUGAGCAGCCCUUCUUUACCCCCUUUGCCUGAAGUACAAGAAAAAAUACAGGAGCAGACAGUGAAGGAAGACAAGAAGGAUGAGAAAGAAGAAACUAAAUCUGAACCUGAGAAAGCUGAAGGAGAGAAUGAAGAAAAAGAGGAGAAAGACAAAGAAGACAAAACUAAACAGAAACCAAGACAUCAUCAUAAACACAGGCAUGGUGAACCAGAAACACAGGAGUCGGCUUUCUGGAAGAAAAUUAUUGCGUAUCAACAGAAACUACUUAACUAUUUUGCUCGGAAUUUUUACAAUAUGAGGAUGUUGGCUUUGUUUGUUGCAUUUGCCAUCAACUUCAUUCUACUCUUCUAUAAGGUUUCUACAUCUGCAGUAGCUGAAGAAAAGGAAGUUCCAGUUACGAAUACUGUUGAAAACUUCAAGUUAAGCAGCCUAGAAAGUACUUCUCAUAGAAUCAUCACUGUACAUUAUGUCCUCGAAGAAAGUAGUGGCUAUAUGGAACCUACACUUCGCAUUUUGGCCAUUCUUCACACAGUCAUCUCUUUCUUCUGCAUCAUUGGGUAUUACUGUUUGAAAGUUCCACUUGUUAUAUUUAAGCGAGAAAAAGAAGUUGCAAGAAAAUUGGAAUUUGAUGGACUGUAUAUUACAGAACAGCCUUCAGAAGAUGAUAUUAAAGGGCAGUGGGAUAGACUUGUUAUAAACACACAGUCAUUUCCUAACAACUAUUGGGACAAGUUUGUGAAAAGAAAGGUUAUGGAUAAAUAUGGAGAGUUCUAUGGCAGGGAUAGAAUCAGUGAAUUACUGGGAAUGGACAAAGCCGCUCUGGAUUUCAGUGAUGCUCGAGAAAAAAAGAAACCCAAAAAAGAUAGCUCGUUGUCUGCUGUGCUGAAUUCAGUUGAUGUAAAGUAUCAGAUGUGGAAAUUAGGAGUUGUUUUCACGGACAAUUCUUUUCUUUACUUGGCUUGGUAUAUGACCAUGUCAAUCCUUGGUCACUACAACAACUUUUUCUUUGCUGCUCAUCUCCUUGACAUAGCAAUGGGGUUCAAAACACUGCGGACUAUACUGUCAUCAGUAACCCACAAUGGAAAACAGCUUGUGCUAACAGUGGGAUUGUUGGCAGUUGUAGUUUACCUAUACACUGUAGUUGCAUUCAAUUUUUUCCGCAAGUUCUACAAUAAAAGUGAAGAUGGAGACAUGCCAGAUAUGAAAUGUGAUGAUAUGCUAACGUGCUACAUGUUUCAUAUGUAUGUGGGAGUACGUGCUGGUGGAGGAAUUGGUGAUGAAAUUGAAGAUCCAGCAGGAGAUGAAUAUGAAAUUUAUCGGAUCAUCUUUGAUAUUACUUUUUUCUUCUUUGUAAUUGUUAUUUUGCUAGCUAUCAUACAAGGUUUAAUUAUUGAUGCUUUUGGAGAAUUAAGAGAUCAGCAAGAACAAGUUAAAGAAGACAUGGAGACCAAAUGCUUCAUCUGUGGGAUAGGUAAUGAUUACUUUGACACAGUGCCCCAUGGCUUUGAAACACAUACUCUACAGGAGCACAACUUAGCUAACUAUCUGUUUUUCCUGAUGUAUCUCAUUAAUAAAGAUGAAACAGAGCACACUGGACAGGAAUCCUAUGUAUGGAAAAUGUAUCAAGAACGAUGCUGGGAAUUUUUCCCUGCUGGUGAUUGCUUUCGAAAACAGUAUGAAGACCAGCUUAACUAAAGAGAUGACAACUGGCUCUUAAGAAACCAUCCACACCUCUCCUAACUCCUUUGGGAAUGUCUACCUGAUUCCCUGGAUCUAUUAAGCAGUGUGCCAUUUGGAGCACCAAAGCUUUUUUUUGAUGACUCAGCUGUCCUUUUUUCUUCUGUGUUUGCUUUGAGAACAAUGAAAACUUUAAAAACUUUUGAGACAAUAAAAAAAAUCCCACACAACACAACCACAUGCAUAACACGAACACAGCUGCACACACACAGAAAAGACUUGAGACAGCUUUUUUUUUUUCUGAGACUGCCUGAUGAUUCCCUUAACUAGGAAAACAUGUGAGGUAAUGUGAUAGCCACAUUCAUUCAGUCUAUUUGUUUCAUCAUCCUGGAAGGAACUCUGUAAUUUACAGAGUGCUGUAAAGGAUUGUUGUGGACACUAAGUUGUGGGGAAAUAGUGCCUUACUAUAUGUAGGAUGAGCUAUGCAGAAGAUGAGUGUAUGAUGACAUCUUAUAUUUUCGUUAAUUGUUCUCUAUCCUCCAAGUUAAUAUUUAUUUUGUCUUCUGGAGGGGCUGGGGAAGGAUUUGGCUGUGCACACCUUUUUAUUAUGACUACGGCGUGUCUCAGGAUAAAAAGUAGAGUUUUUUCUCAUUAAAGUAAAUUCACAGGUUUCUUCCUAUAUCUCUUACACUUAUUUUGGUAAUGCUCUGAUGCAACACUGCAACUUUAUGAAAUCUUUGUAUGAAAACAAAAAGACUGCAGAAAAAAUGGUAAAAAUCCUUUCAUUGCAUGUUUAUUAUGCAAGUUUAAACAAAAAAAGCAACCUUCUGAAGCAAGUUGAUCCAACAUGAGAACUCAUUCACGAUAAUAUUCAUAGUAAUAAAGUGUUGUGGGCUUUAUUGUACAUUUGGAACUGGUGUCAACAACCAACCAAAUAUGUAUAUGUUAUGAACUUGCCAGUAGUUUGGGUUUAUAUUUUCUUUUCCUAUUGUUUUUUUUUUCUUUAAAGAAUAUACCAUUUGUGAUCAUUAGUGAAGUUAAAUUUUUUUAGGCCAAUUUUUAAAAUCAAAGUUGAAGCAAUAGCCAUUCAGGGAUCUCAUCAGUUGCAUCAUGAAAUACCAAUGAUGUAUACAUCACUCCAUUUUGAGUCCUUUUUGAUUGUAAUGCCAGUCUUUACAAAUAAAAGGAGAGAUUUGGAAUGGAAGCAA